Molecule: messenger RNA, 7236 nt
Organism: Aedes aegypti (yellow fever mosquito)
Lineage: Eukaryota; Metazoa; Arthropoda; Insecta; Diptera; Culicidae
Gene: tna
Product: zinc finger MIZ domain-containing protein 2
Exons: 11
Coding region: 1914-4937 (1007 amino acids)
Biological process (GO): regulation of transcription by RNA polymerase II; protein sumoylation
Molecular function (GO): zinc ion binding; SUMO ligase activity
Source: RefSeq, a predicted model, not a curated record
UCGUAUGGUCGCUGUGACCGAGCCAAAUAUCAGACGGGCUGUUUAGUCUAUCGUUUACCUCUCGACUUGACGCGCGACCUCCGGACGACAGAGAGAUACCAAAGGAAGGGCGACUCACCACCAAAGGCUAUUGAUGUUUGAGCAUUGUGUGACAACAGAAAUACAAGAAAUAGGGAAAACAUUGUUUUCAGUGAGUCGAUUAUUUAGUGAUGGUCGGUGUUGGUUUUUGAGAGGAUAAGUCUUGAUUAAAACAGAAGACUGGUGCCAGGAUUAAAAGGAAUAUUAGGAUCCGAAGAACGAAGCAGAAAACUGGGAAUAGAAGUGCCGAAGUUGAUGAAAGAAGAUCGAAACAGCGACUAAAAAAAUAUUACAGCUGUCAGAAUCGAUCGUUCCAGACAACAGUUGUCCUGUCGCGUUGCAGCCGAUUGCUUCGAUCCCGGUGUUUUGAAACGGUGCAAUCCCAAUCCAACGUGCGAGAGGAGAAUACGGUGGAAGGAAAAGCACAAAACAAACGUGAAAUAAAAAUAGGAAACACAAAAACGUCGGGGAAGGAUAUCCUUUAAAUUUGUGACAAAGGGAAAAAUAUUCGAGUCCUGUGUUGAAAUAUUGUGCUGUGUCGUUUUGCGGGGUCAGAAAUUGAUAGAAUUAGAGGAAGCGAUGAUGAUUAUUAGGGGAUGAUAAAGUGCGCCAGUUGAAGCCGUCAUCGAAGUAGGCGAAGCAUCUGAUCCAGCUGUCUCCUAUAGGUAUGUGUAAAUAGUUCUGUGAUGGAUUAAAAGUGAACCGUACCCAAAUAAAAAGGCUGACGACCGUUUCAAGGAAUCAACGACAAGCGGAGAAGAGUAAGAAACCAAAUCAAAAUUCUCGGUGCCAUUAUCAGUGUUGUUUGACAAAUUGAGUGUGAGCCAAAUAAUUAUCGGCGUGAAGCACACGAAAACCGACACACGCAAACCGAAAAUCAAACCCCAAGAGGUGAAGAAGAAACAACAGUGGCAAAACGGGUGAAGAGAAAAAGAAAACAAAGUGUCAACUAAUAACAUAUUAGAAGGAAGCGAAAAAAAUAGAUACAACCCAGGUGCACAAAAAAGAUAAGCGGAAAGCCAAGUGUAGAGCGUCCGUUCAAGUGAAGCAAAAAAAAGAGGUAAAUAACAGGAAAAAAUCGCAAUCAACGAAGCGGCGGUCGUGAAAGGUGAGUGUGUGAUGUGCAAAAAUAAUAACAACAGCUCAUGAGCGGUGCGGAAAAAGCUACUAGCUGAAAUAGAUACACGUCAAAAGGGAAGAAAACCAAGAAGAUCCCACUCUCUCCGAAGCAGUUUUUUGUUCGCCCACAAAACAUAGCUCCAAAAAUAAAGGAAGAAAGUAAGCAUUUCGCCCAAAUCGAAAUUGAAGAAAGUGAUCACUCGAAAAAAAAAAUCAAUCAACGGUGUGAGAGGCGAAAGGGAGCAAAAAGUGUCAUCCCAUGUGCGCGAUCUAGUUAGCCACGGUGUGAUUUUAAGUGAGUGAGCUAGGCGGCAUUCCAGCUGUUGCUCGCCAAGGAACCCCUGUACUGUGCAGACAGAUUAGAGUCGAGCCGGGGUCAACAAGAGACUGAAGAAAAACUGUCAACUCCAAUUUCUGGGAUUAGCAAGAAGCAAGUAACCCGUAGCAUCAAACCGAGAGCGCGCGCAUUUGAAUGGAUUAUCAUCGAAGCAAGCAGUGACUUUUUGAACAGCUAUGUACCGGAAAUGAGUGCCCAGGGGGGCUCCCUCUAGGGGCUCCAUCAUUGGGUGAUCGCAAGCCCAGGCGGAUCGUCCUUCCUUAAAAGCGACGGCGCCAACCGAUAUCACUCUUAUACUAAAUCAGAUCGGUUAACGUUCCUCGAUUGAGCUUCUAUUCUGGGGAAACGAAAGAUUGAGCAGGCUUCUUCGGAGCGCGAUAUGGUCGCAGCAGCCGGAGGACAGCAAGGCGGGAUGGAUGUUGGAUAUAAUCCUCAGCAGAUGAACAACAUGGCGAUGCAUUCGCAGGCGUCAUGGAAUCAAAUGAACGGAAUGAACCAGAUGGGUGGAAUGAAUCAGAUGGGUGGCGGCGGAGGCGGAGGCAUGAACCAAAUGAGUGCCGGGAUGAAUCCCAUGAGUCAGAUGGGAGGAGGUGGCGGAGUCGGUUCAGGGGGAGUGGGAGGAGGAGUUGCAGGCGGCGGCGGCAACAUGGGCGGUAUGGGUGGAAUGCAGAUGAACCAAAUGGGGUCAAUGAACGGAAUGGGAAACUACGGUAGACAUCAUCAGCAGAUGAACCCGAUGGCGCAAAUGAUGAAUAUGGGCAUGGGAAUGGGAGGCCAGAUGGGUCCCGGAUCGGGCAUGAAUGGAAUGAGUCAGAUGAACAGUAUGAAUCCACUCAAUCAGAUGAACCAGAUGUCGCCGAUGUCUAAAAUGCAAGGAAUGGCCAAUGGAUACCCUGCCCACCCGAGGAGGAUGGCUCCUUACCCAAAUCCGCAAAUGCAGAUGGCACAAAAGCGGUCGAUGUAUGGAAUGGGUCAGCAAGGAAUGCCCGGGGCUGGUUCCCAAUUUCCUCCUCACCAACCUGCCGGAGUUCCUCUACCAAUGCAAGCCAACACCGGAUACGGAAGGCAUGGACCCAUGCCAAUGAACUACCGGGGUCCUCAAAUGAUGCAGCAGCGACAAAACACUCCUCCUUACAGCGCUGGAAGCGCACACAGUCAACAGUAUUACAACACGGGCUACCAAAAUAUGCAAGGCUACCAGCCGGACGUUCGGAUGAAUUACCAGCAUAGUCCCGUGCCCGGAAAUCCUACACCUCCACUCACACCCGCCGCUUCCAUGACACCGUACAUUAGUCCUAACCCGGACAUUAAGCCAAACCUACCACACAAAGAUGAAGAACUCCGGCUCACGUUCCCGGUGCGGGAUGGAAUCCUACUACCACCGUUCCGCUUGGAACAUAACCUCGCAGUUAGCAAUCACGUAUUCCAGCUGAAAUCAACCGUGUACAACACGCUCAUGUGUCGGCCGGAUCUCGAACUACAGUUGAAGUGUUUCCACCACGAGGAUCGGCAAAUGAACACCAACUGGCCGGCCAGUGUUCAAGUGUCGGCAAACUCCACCCCGCUAGAGAUCGACCGGGGUGACAACAAGAACACACAUCGGCCACUUUACCUGAAGCAAGUCUGCCAACCUGGUCGGAACACAAUCCAGAUCACGGUUAGCACCUGCUGUUGUUCCCAUCUAUUCGUUCUGCAAUUGGUACAUCGACCGUCGGUCAACCACGUGCUCCACACACUGCUGAAGCGCAAUCUCCUAUCGGCCGAACAGGCGGUGGCCAAAAUCAAGCGGAACUUCUCCGUAGGGCACACAACGAAUCCCAACCAUCCGCUCGGUGCAAACGGACUCGGCCCCGACAAGGACUCCCUUGAACCGGCAACCUCCACAAAAGUCUCCCUCAAGUGUACGGUAACGACGAAACGAAUAGCACUUCCAGCGCGUGGCCGUGACUGUAAGCACAUCCAGUGUUUCGACCUGGAAGCGUACCUAGCGCUCAACUGUGAACGUGGCAACUGGCGAUGUCCUGUGUGCAAUAAACCCGCACUUACCGAAAGUCUCGAGAUCGAUCAGUACAUGUGGGCCAUUCUCAACACCCUCAACUCUUCCAACACGCCGAACGGAAUGGACACGGAAGAGGUAGUCAUCGAUUCGCAGGCGAAUUGGAGGGCGAUCAAACCGGCGGGAGCUGGAGGCAAUGGUGGUUCUAACACAGUCGCACCUGGAGGAUCGACACCGGGAGCCGAGAGCAACAACGGUCGGGGCAGUUCAACGCCUGGACUGAUGGGCAUCAAACCGGAUCCGGACGGCGAUGGCAAACAAUUCAGUAAGGUUAUGUCGCCGGGAUCCACCUCGCUACCCACGUGGGACAACAUGAACGCCAUGAGUCCGUACAUGAGCCCGGAUAUGAGUUCAAUUGCUAGCGGAAACAUGAUGGGAUCAAACUACAAUCAGCGAACGCAAUUCGACAACUUUGGCAAUCCAAUCAAACAGGAACCGAACACAAAUGUGCAGAGUGGUGCAAACAGUAGUGGACCUGGAACGCCAGGCGACUUCGGCCCCAAUCCGCUUGCGCAUCUCAGUGAUUCCGUUAACUCGCUGGAUCCUCUCAACGCGAUGGAGAAGUCAUUGAAUGAUCAGAUGCCCCACACCCCUCAUACCCCGCACACACCAGGUGGUGGUAACUCGCAUCCUAUGACGCCCGGUGGACCGCCAAGCGUUCCGCCGGCCAACGAAAACAACUCCAGUCAAUCCGGAAACAACGGACAAAAUGGCAGCAGCAGUAGUAGUGGCAACAACGGUGGCAGUAGUUCCAACAACCCCGCUGGCAACGGCAACAACUCCGUGAACUCCGGCAACAACGGUAGUCAAAACGGCAACGGUGGUAGCCAUAGCAACAACAAUGUGGUGGCGAACAGCUUGAUGCACUCGCCGCAGCAUCAGCAGCAGCAGGCCAUGGGAAUGGGCAACAAUCCGGCGGCGAACAUCAUGAACUCGCCCCAGAGUUUGAUGAAUUCGCCGCAAAACAUGAUGAACUCGCCGCAGAAUAUGAUGAACUCGCCGCAAAGCAUGAUGAACUCGUCGGUGGCGGCGAACAAUCUGCAGCAGAAUCUGAUGAACACGAUGAACUCGAUGAUGCAGAGCCAGCAGCAGCAGUGCAACAGUAGCCAGGCUGCCGGGCUGGUCGGCCUGACGGACGUGGAUCUGCCGGCAGAUCUCAACUUUGAUCCGGCGGCCGUCAUCGAGGGCGAAGGUGGCAACGAUUUGAAUCUUCUUCCGGACAACGUAGUGGACCCGAUGGAGCUCCUGUCCUACCUGGACCCCCCGCCGGACCUAAACACGCCACCGUCGAGCGGGUCCAGCAACAACGCCAACAGCGACGACAUUCUGGCAGCACUGUUCGACUAGGGCUGACCCGUCCGAGCGUUGCCAGCGAGGCGAAACUGACCUGACGACGACGACGACGACGAAGAUGAUAAAAAUGCAAGCUGAAAUGUGAUGGGUUUUUGUUUGUUUGUUCUCUUUCGGCUCUCCUCCACAAUACCCUUCGCGCACGUGGGCACUUGGACUGGGGAGAGAAUGACAAUUGUUGCGAUUCCGACUGCUCCGACAAAAGGGAUACUAUUUAAGCAAAAUGUAUGAAAUGUGAUUUCGAACGUGGCGCUAACCUAAGUUAGAACAAGUUUACACGCAAGACACCAGCAAAUGGUUGAAUGCAAGGAAUAAAAGGAAUAUGUGGACCUGGAAAGUGAUAUAGUCAAAAAAGAAAACGAUUUUUGGACCUCCCUUCCCUCACCCCCCUCUUCCCCUCUCCCGGCUACACUCCUUUUUCGAGACAGAAAAGUAUCGCAUGCUUAUGACACAUAAGUUUUUUAAAUUGAAUAUUUAUUUUCCAUGAAAUAGUGUUUAGUCUUUUUGUAAAAAGGAAAUUAUUUAUUUUGUACAAAAUCGAAAAGCGAAUCACGUGAACGAUGUAUGAAAGAUAUGUUUUUAAGAAUAUUGUUUCACCUUAGUUUUCCAGGGGGCAAUGGAUCGACUCUGUUUUAUAGAGAUAAAAAUGAUCUUAAAUAAAAUGAUUUACCGGCGGAUGAAAUAAGAGAAUUAUUUAAGAGAAAUGUUAAACUUAAAAAUAUUAAAUUUUAAUCAAAAAUGUACAAAAGAAUUAAGGAACUAUUAUAUAUAAAUUUAAUAUAUUAAAGCAAAACAUUACUAACUAAAUUUAAACUAAGUCACCAACAGACAAACGCACAUAUACAUACACACGCAUACUUACAGAAGCAUACGCAUUGAAGGAAAACCAGCUGACAUUUAAUUGAUAAUGAAGAAGGAAAUGUUGCAACUACUCACUCACACACACACACAUAGAAAAAAUACACAUUCACACAAACACAAACAAUGGAAAUGGUUAUAAUUUUCGCUCUCUUGAAUGUUUGUAGCGUAAUAAAAUUAAUCGAUCUGUAUUUCGAACAAAAACCUAAUACAAUCUGGACGAAUAUUGACGUAAAAUUGAGAUAAACAUCAGCAACUAAAAGUAAACAAAGAAUCACAAACAAAGACCUAUUAAUUGAAUAAUGAAAAGUAAUAGAAAAUAAACGGCUUCAACGUAGUGACCUUUGAUUUUAUUGUAAAGUUAAAGAAAAAAAAACAAAGAAAACAAACAACAUGAAGAAAACGUAUAAGCAAAGAAUCGAUCAAUCAAGAUGGCGCAAACGCGAGGCCAGUAUUUUUAUAUAUUUCAUCGAAACAACUGAAGAUCACCAUUAUUCGCAUUUGUUCCUUUUUCGUUCCAAGCCCCAUCAUGAGAGGUCGCACUCGGUUUUCUUUAGUUUCGCAACGUUCGAAGAUGUCACCGAUCAUCAAUCUUCGUUCCAACCCCGUCAUGCAAGCAGAAAGUUAAAACAUUCUCAAAACCUCGAAACGGGAAGCAUUCAGUUGGUUCCUCUCUCGCAGCAAGAAAGUUCCAAGCCUCUUAAGCAGAUAGUAACUUAUUUCGCAGUCUAUUUAAUUUAGCCACAAUACCGAAGAAAACAAUCCUGCAUAGCCACAAUCGAACCAAUCAUUUUUCAUCACAACCCUUAAAGCUCCAUGCGUCUGCUGAAAACAGAACGCCGCAACCACCAAACAUAUGGAAUCCAUUUUUUUAGAACGUGAUAGUCAUUUAAAGUUAAGUCUUAAAAUUGUGAAAACAGCUAAAGCAAAUCAAUUGAACAGACAUCAUAUAUUUUACAACCAUCUACCGAUUAGAACAAGCGAAACGCUAGUAGAAGUUUGAUGCAAAAGGUUUGGAAUAAUCCGGUGGGAUCACACGAGAAUCAAAAUUCAAAAAAUAUUAAUGAAUACAGCAAAAAAAAAACAAAACACAUGAACUAGCAAAUGAUUGAAGGCAGAGAACGAACGCCGCCACUAUUUUACUCUCGAGAAAAUUUUUAACCUCCUCAUUCACAAUUUUAACCAAACAAGAAACAGAUCGAAGCAACCACGUUCCCCAUCACCUCUAGAAUGUUACCUUGGAUACAAUCGGUUCGGUUUUUUACCACCCUCUUCACAACUUGCAGGUUUUCUUAUUUUUACAUAACACCCUCAAUAGAAAAAAAGAUAAACAAGAAAGACCACUGAACAGCAAAGGUUCUAAAAAUGUAGUUCACCAAUAAGUUCGCCCUCGUUGUAUUAUUUUGUACAUACUGUCUAUAUCCCCAGGCAAGAACAG